AUGACGGAGGUGGCACAGGUCAUGUCCGAUGUCCCAAACGUACAUGCCGAUGAUGUGAACGACGUGGCUGGCGAGGAAAACGAGACCACGCGUCACGAAGACAGCGUGGCCGACAACAAAGAUGACGCAGUGGAUAAGGCAAGUGCAGGGAAAUCACUCAAAGAGGAGAAAAAACCUUGCAAGACGAACAGUGAAGUAUGUGAUAAGACUGAGGAGACACAUGCCAUGAAUGGUGUGGAACAGGACAAGAGCAACACAGUAAGCUGUGAAAAAGACAAACCGCAAGUAAAUGGCGUAGCACAUGACACAGAAGAGACGAAGCCGCAGGAAGCUGCACCAGCGGACACAAAUGACGCACGGCAGAACAUUUCAGAAGUGGCAAUCAAACAAGAGAGACUCCUCAGAUCAAGGAAGCCGGUGAGCAGGACUUAUGUGCCCAAAAUCAGCAAGGAUAAGGGCGACGUGAAGAGCAAGUUUGAGACCAUGCAGAAAGCCAGGGAGGAACGAAGCAGGCAGAGGAACCAGGACGAGCAGCAGAAGAGGAAGGAUCAGUACAUCAAGGAGCGGGAGUGGAACCGUAGAAAGCAGCAGAUAAAAGAACUCCUCGCCUCCAGUGAUGAAGAAGAGGAGGUGAAGCCGACAAAGGUGGAGAAAUCCUACGUCCCCAAGAUCACAGGUAGUGUGAAGGGGAAGUUUGCGGAAAUGGAGAAACAGAGGCAAGAGGUGGAGAAGAAGAAGAUGGAGGGUGAGAGGAAGAAGAGGGCUGAUCAGGACAGCAUAGAAAAAGCCAAGAUUGAAAAAGAGCUGGCUAAGAAAGCCGCAGAGGAAGGAGAUGACACCAUCCUAGUCCGGGUGGUGCCGGCGAAGCUGUCACGACCCCCGGGCAAAAUCAAGAUGAAUUUUGAGGACAUGGAGAGGAGUAGAGGGGAGGAGCUGCAGAAGAAGGCGGAGGAGGAGAAGAAGAAACGCUACCAUGAAAACAGACGCUCCUUCAGGGACGCCAAGCGACUCUCCAUCUCCCAGCCGGAUGAGGAGCUGAAGGCAGUAGAGAAGGAGCAGGUGACUCCUGGUAAACUCAAGCUGACAUUUGAGGAGCAGGAGAAGGAAAGGCAGGAGCAGAGGAGGAAGCUGGCAGAGGAGGACGCUAAACGUCGCCUCCUGGAGGAGAAGAAAGCCUUCGAGGAGGCCAAGCUGGAAAUGGAAGGAGAUGAGGAGGAGAACCAGGAUGCCCAGGGGGAGAAGGAGGAGUUCAGACCUGGAAAACUGAGACUGAGCUUUGAGGAGCUGGAGCGGCAGCGAGUGGAAGAGGAGCGCAAGAAAGCUGAGGGGGAGGCCAAGAGACGAAUGGUGGAGGAGAGAAGAGCUUUCGCUGAAGCCAGGAAGAGCAUGGUGGUUGAAGAAGAUGACGAAGUGCUGAUGGCCAUGUUGAAUCUGGAGGGCAGUAAACCAGGGAAGCUGUGCGUCAGCUUUGAGGAUAUGGAGCGCCAGAGGAGAGAGGACGAGCAGAAGAAAAAGGAGGAGGAAGCCAAGAGGAGGCUGGAGGAGGAGAAGAAGCUCUUUGCCGAGGCUCGCAAGAACAUGAGCCCUGGCCUGGAUCAGGAAAAGUCUACAUAUGGAGAUGAGGAAGAACAAGGUGAGGAGGAUGGGAUGGCAAAGAGUGAGUCUCUGGAAGCAUUAAAUCCUGGGAAAUUGGAAAUCAACUUCGAGGAGCUCCUCAAACACAGGGAGGAGGCUGAAAGGAGACGCAAGGCGGAGGAGCGCAAAAAGAAAAUGGAGCAGGAGAAGCAGGAGUUUGAACAGCUCAGACAAGAGAUGGGACAGGAUGAGGUGAAUGAGAGCUCCGAUGCCGUCAGCACAGAGUACGAGGAGCUGACCAAACUCAAGAGGACUGGCUCCAUUCAGGCCAAAAACCUCAAGUCCAAGUUUGAAAAGAUUAAGCAGCUGACAGAUGAGGAGAUCCAGAAAAAGAUUGAGGAGGAGAGAGCGCGGAGAAAGGCUAUCGAUGAGGAAAUCAAAGAAAGAGAGGCAGAGAGGUUCCAGGAGGAGGACGAGGAAGAGAGGAUGGCCCCGGUGAAGAUGGACGAGUCGCCGUUCAAACAGAAGGUGGACAUGCGCGCCCGUUUUGAACAAAUGGCCAAAGCCAGAGAGGAGGAGGAGAGGAGGAGGGUGGAGGAGCAGAAGCUACAGAGAAUGCAGUUCGAACAGCAGGAAAUUGACGCAGCCCUCCAAAAAAAGAGGGAGGAUGAGGAGGAAGAUGAGGGAAGCAUCAUCAAUGGCUCCGCCGCCUACGAGGACGAAGAGGAUCAAGCCAGGUCGGGGGCCCCGUGGUUUAAAAAGCCCUUGAAGAACCAGUCAGUGGUGGAUGCAGAGCCUGUCCGGUUCACUGUCAAGAUCACCGGUGAGCCCAAGCCCGAGGUCACCUGGUGGUUUGAGGGCGAGACGCUGCCGGACUCUGAGGAUUACCAGUACAUAGAUAGAGGGGAGACAUACUGCUUGUACCUGCCAGAGACCUUCCCCGAGGACGAGGGCGAGUACAUGUGCAAGGCAGUCAACAGCCGAGGCACUGCAGCCAGCACCUGCAUCCUCACAAUAGAAAGUAAGAGCACCUUGGUGUGA
Lampris incognitus (smalleye Pacific opah) is the source of this 2616-nucleotide messenger RNA. It is a transcript of the gene nexn, whose product is annotated as nexilin (F actin binding protein). Lineage: Eukaryota; Metazoa; Chordata; Actinopteri; Lampriformes; Lampridae. The transcript has 13 exons. Gene Ontology annotation, cellular component: plasma membrane; axon. Gene Ontology annotation, molecular function: cell-cell adhesion mediator activity. Gene Ontology annotation, biological process: dendrite self-avoidance; homophilic cell-cell adhesion; axon guidance. The record is from RefSeq and is a predicted model, not a curated record. Bases 1 to 2616 code for a protein of 871 amino acids.